CCUUUAACCUUUCAAACAUUCUGAGUACGGGCCUGAUAUCUACAAUGAUGUGAUUUAAUAUAUGCCAAUCUCUUGUGAACUUUAAGUAAUACCACAGCUGCUUGAUAUGUAGUGCUUACAAUGCUGGCAUGGUCAUGGACAGUUAGUGCUCAACACCCUUGAAAGUAUUAGAUUUCUGAUCCUAGUGUGCUUACUAUUACUACGAUCUGGAAAGAACUAUUUCUAAAACGCUUAAAUGUAGCGUUUAUCAAGCAUACGUAAACCUGAUUGUGGCAGCCGUUUGGCGUCAGUUACGCAUGGGUUACACGAGGUUAUAUAGUUGGGAUGCCUCGUGACGUAAAACCGAGAAUUAUAACAGUGUCAACAUGCGUAUAUAAUUCAAUGUGUGCAUAUUUCUUUCUCUUCGAUUCAGUGGCGUUUUAAAUGGAAGGAAGUGAGGAAAACAUUUGUUGGCCUAUAGAUAUUUUUGUUCAGAAACUUCCAAAGCUGGAAGUUCAUGCCCACCUAAAUGGAUCAAUUAGCCUCAGUUCUUUAAAUAAACUUCUCCAUAAGAAGAAUUCAGAAAAUCUGGAGCCAGUUAAAGAAAGUAUAACUUUUUCCAAAAGGGACACACUCUCUCUAACAGAGAUUGAGCAAACAGUAAGUUCAUUCAAAGACAGAGCACUACCUCACCAGAAAACUAUUUUGCCAUGCCAACUGGAGAGCUUGGCAACAUGUGAUGUCAUUCAAGAGUUUGCCCAAGAUAAUGUCCAUUAUCUGGAGUUACGCAGUACACCACGAGAAGUUGCUGGGCAGAUGUCACGAAGGAGCUACGUUGAAACGGUUUUGGCUGCCAUUAACAAGAGUCAGGAACUUGGUUUGGAUAUUAUAGUCAAAUUCUUGUUAUCUAUAGAUCGCCGAAACCCGCUGGCAGUGGCUGAGGAAACUGUUCACUUAGCCAAAGAGUUUAUGUUAUCCAGUGAUGCCAUGGUUGGAAUUGAUUUAAGUGGAGAUCCUUGUGCGGGUGAUGCUUGUAGCUUCAUUCCAGUUCUUUCUUGUGCUAAGAAUGCAGGUUUGAAGUUAGCUCUCCACUUAGGUGAGGUCCCUGAUAAAAAUGCUGAAUGCAGAGAACUGUUGAAGUUGUUUCCUGAUCGCAUUGGUCAUGGUACAUUUCUACAUUCAAGUAAAGGAGCCACAAAUGAUGUGUUCAGUAUUGUUUGUGUCAAUCAAGUUCCUUUAGAAAUCUGCCUUACAUCCAAUGUAACAUCUAAAACAGUAUCAUCAUACAGUGAUCAUCAUUUCAACUUAUGGUAUUCAGCUGGUCAUCCUUGUAUACUGUGUACAGAUGAUAAAGGUGUAUUCCAGACUUCAUUAUCAAAUGAGUAUCUCAAGGCAGCUGAGCAUUACCACCUGAACCAGGAGCAACUAUGGAAUCUUUCAUAUUCUUCUAUUGAUCACUGUUUUGCUGAUUCAGAAGUGAAAUCAGUGCUCAAAGAAAAAUGGAAACAAUUAAAAAAUGAAUUAUUACCUGCCUGUCCUGAAAUGGUUAAUUAAGAAACUUGAUAUUUUAUUGAAUCUUUUUUAUGUGUAGAAAUACUUUUUUUUAGUAUUAAUGUUUUAGGAUAGAAUCACACGUUUGUUUCAGAUGAAUUCAUAGUCUCUAUGAAAUAACAACAAUAUGGUAAUGUAAAUAAAACGUGGUUUGUUGUUUUUCAUCGAGUCUUUCAAUUUUUUUCCAUUUUUUGAAGUAAAAAAUAAUUAAAAAAUAGUAAAAAUAAAGGAAUUGUUUGUCAUUGGAAUAAUUGUUAUGGACAGUGUUGUUUAAAAUAGUGAAUUUGCUAAUUGAUCAGAAAGAUUCUUAGUGUUAAUUGAUUUAUUUUUUCCUUGGGUUUUUUAGAUUGAUCUUGAAAGUGUUUGUUUAACAGCAUGGUUAUUCAUUCUAAAAUGUAGAGUUUAUUAUAAACUUAAUUACUUCAGUACUUA
Limulus polyphemus (Atlantic horseshoe crab) is the source of this 1962-nucleotide messenger RNA. Its product is annotated as adenosine deaminase-like protein. The coding region runs from base 424 to 1533 and encodes 369 amino acids. The record is from RefSeq and is a predicted model, not a curated record. Gene Ontology annotation, molecular function: adenosine deaminase activity. NCBI's taxonomy places the organism in Eukaryota, Metazoa, Arthropoda, Merostomata, Xiphosura, Limulidae. The transcript is spliced from 8 exons. Gene Ontology annotation, biological process: inosine biosynthetic process; adenosine catabolic process.